Molecule: messenger RNA, 2238 nt
Organism: Exophiala aquamarina CBS 119918
Lineage: Eukaryota; Fungi; Ascomycota; Eurotiomycetes; Chaetothyriales; Herpotrichiellaceae
Product: glycerol-3-phosphate dehydrogenase
Exons: 2
Coding region: 1-2238 (745 amino acids)
Biological process (GO): glycerol-3-phosphate metabolic process
Cellular component (GO): mitochondrion; glycerol-3-phosphate dehydrogenase (FAD) complex
Molecular function (GO): glycerol-3-phosphate dehydrogenase (quinone) activity
Source: RefSeq, a predicted model, not a curated record
AUGGCGGCCGCUGGUCGUCCGUUAUCCGCCCGUCGAUUCCUCAAGCCCCUCCUCUACUCCGCUGGCGCCCUCGCUGGUGUUGGCGGAACCCUCAUAUACGUCUCCUACCGCCCCAUCAACGUGCCUGGUUCACAAGGGGCCAUCGUUCCCACCCCGCGCACCGACGACGGGACCAUCAUUCCUCCCAAAUUCCCCUUGAUCAAGUCUCGAGCGGCGCAGAUCGCAGAUCUGAGAAAGAGCGGGGGCUUGGCUGGAGCAUCGUCGGAGACUCCUCUCACACAGCAGCUGAUCAACAGUCUAGACCGUUUAAGAGGCGCUACCAGCGAUGACCGGGAUCGAGACUUGCCCGCCGAUCAACAAGCCGGAGAGCCCUAUGAUCUCUUGGUCAUUGGUGGAGGCGCGACCGGCUCAGGCAUUGCCCUUGAUGCCGCCACUCGCGGGCUGAAGGUCGCUCUGGUCGAACGCGACGACUUCGCCGCCGGUACCAGCAGCAAAAGUACCAAGCUCGUCCACGGUGGUGUGCGGUACUUGGAGAAAGCCGUCUGGGAGCUCGACUACAAUCAAUAUGCUCUGGUCAAAGAAGCCCUGCGGGAGAGGAAGUACUUCCUCGACACUGCGCCUCAUCUCUCCAUGUGGCUGCCCAUCAUGAUUCCCCUGCAGAAAUGGUGGCAGGCCCCUUAUUUUUGGGCCGGCACCAAGUUCUAUGACUUUCUGGCUGGCAGCGAGGGGAUCGAGACAAGUUACUUUCUGACCAAAAGCAAGGCUCUGGACGCCUUUCCCAUGCUGAAAAAGGACAACCUGGUUGGUGCUUUAGUCUACUACGAUGGGGCACAUAACGACAGCAGAAUGAACAUAUCCAUCGCUGCAACCGCCGCCUUGUAUGGUGCGACUGUGGUAAACCAUAUGGAGAUCACCAGUUUGACCAAGGACGCGAGUGGCAGACUGGAUGGUGCUGUGGUGAAGGAUGUCAUUGCCGAGAAGAACGGCAAGCUGGCUGCACCCAUCACUAUCCGAGCAAAGGGGGUCAUCAAUGCCACUGGACCCUUCUGUGAUUCCAUUCGCAAGAUGGAUGAUCACAACGUCCAAGAGAUAGUUGCUCCGAGCUCUGGGGUACAUGUGGUCCUUCCCGGCUAUUACAGUCCUCAGAAGAACUCUAUGGGUCUGAUCGAUCCCGCAACCUCGGACGGGCGAGUUAUCUUCUUCCUUCCAUGGCAAGGGAACACCAUUGCUGGUACCACCGAUGCUCCUUGUGAUAUUACCCAACAACCAAUCGCUGGCGAAGACGAAAUAGGCUGGAUCUUGAACGAGAUCAAAGGUUACCUGUCCCCUGACAUAAAUGUCCGACGUGGAGAUGUCCUGGCUGCUUGGUCUGGCAUUCGUCCGCUUGUGAAAGACCCCAAAGCAAAGAACACCGAGUCACUGGUCCGAAAUCACUUGGUUACUGUGUCAGAAUCAGGCCUUUUGACAUGUGCUGGUGGCAAAUGGACCACGUAUCGUCAAAUGGCCGAAGACGCAGUGGAUGAAGCCAUUAAACAAUUCAAAUUACAGACCAAGCCCCUCACCUCGCCCACCAGAGUGAGUGGGACCGAAGCGAUCGACGACGCUGCACCACUGGACGGACUCUGCCAGACACACCAAGUCCGCUUGGUGGGCGCACACGGAUUUUCCAAAACUCUCUUCAUCAACCUUGUUCAACACUUUGGCAUCGAAACCGAAGUGGCCAAACACCUGGCUGAAGCUUAUGGGGAUCGGGCAUGGACCGUGGCAGCCUUGUCAAGCCCCACCAACGAAAGGUUUCCCGUCCGGGGAAAACGGAUAUCUGCCUUGUACCCCUUUGUGGAUGGGGAGGUCCGGUAUGCGGUCCGCCACGAGUUUGCCCAGCGGGCGGUCGAUGUUAUUGCACGACGGACGCGACUGGCAUUUUUGAACGCUCAAGCUGCCUUGGAAGCGUUGCCUACAGUGAUCGACCUGAUGGCUGAGGAACUCAAAUGGGACAACAAGAGGAAAGAAGUCGAAUGGAGAGAAAGCGUGGCCUUUUUGGCAUCGAUGGGUCUUCCCAAGAGCAAACUGGGCGUGUCGAGGAAGGAUGUGGAGAGCGGAAAGGUUGGUUUCACCGACGAGUAUGAACGAAAGCUUUACUCGAGAUACGAUGGUCCGGCGGACACCCUCGAGAGCGACUCGAAGCUGAUGCCCGGUCAGAACCCGGUUCUGGGCCAACAAUCCCCCGCGAACAAAUAA